AUGGGUAUUAAACACCUUUACCAGCUCAUUGAGGAGCAUGCGCCCGAGGCAGUCAAGAAGGGCGAGAUCAAGAACCAGUUUGGACGCAAAGUUGCCAUAGAUGCAUCUAUGAGCAUCUACAGUUUCCUCAUCGCUGUCCGAUCUGAUGGUCAGCAGCUCAUGAGCGAGACAGGCGAAACCACAUCACAUCUCAUGGGUCUCUUCUACCGCACGAUGCGCAUGGUCGACAACGGUAUCAAGCCCCUCUACGUCUUCGACGGCGCUCCACCCAAGCUCAAGUCCGGCGAGCUCGCGAAGCGGUUUCAGCGCAAGACAGAGGCGCACGCUGCGGCUGAGGAGGCAAAAGAGACGGGUACAGCCGAAGACGUCGAGAAGUUCUCGCGGCGGACCGUCAGGGUGACGAGGGAACACAACGAGGAGUGUCAGCGCCUGCUCAAGCUCAUGGGCAUCCCGUACAUUGUUGCGCCGACCGAAGCUGAAGCCCAAUGCGCGACAUUGGCGAGAGGCGGUAAGGUCUAUGCCGCCGCUUCAGAGGAUAUGGACACCUUGACAUUCGAUUCACCCAUCCUGCUGCGACAUCUGACCUUCAGCGAGCAACGCAAAGAACCCAUUCUGGAGAUUCAUCUGGACAAGGUACUCGAAGGUUUGAACAUGGAGCGGAAACAGUUCAUCGACCUCUGUAUCCUCCUCGGCUGUGACUAUCUCGACCCUAUCAAAGGCAUUGGCCCCAGCACCGCUCUCAAGCUCAUCCGUGAGCAUAAUGACCUGGAAGGUGUCGUUGAACACAUCAAGUCCCAAUCUUCCAAGAAGCUCACUAUCCCCGACGACUGGCCCUUCGCCGAUGCGCGCCUGCUCUUCCUUGAACCAGACGUCCGACCUGCCGAUGACCCAGAAUGCGACUUCAAGUGGGAAGCCCCAGACGUAGAAGGUCUUGUUAAGUUCCUGGUCGAGGAGAAGCAUUUCAACGAAGACAGGGUGCGCAAUGGAGCAGCCAAGCUACAGAAGAACAUGAAGACAGCGCAACAGAGCAGGUUGGAGGGUUUCUUUAAGCCCAUUGAGAAGACGGCCGAGGAAAAGGCCAGUCUGAAACGCAAGGCUGAGGAGAAGCUUGAAGAGAAGAAAAAGAAGCAAAAGGCUGACGCGAAGGCGAAGAAGCAGGCCAAGGCUAAGCCGAGGACAGCUGGCUAA
Molecule: messenger RNA, 1188 nt
Organism: Alternaria arborescens
Lineage: Eukaryota; Fungi; Ascomycota; Dothideomycetes; Pleosporales; Pleosporaceae
Product: Flap endonuclease 1
Exons: 4
Coding region: 1-1188 (395 amino acids)
Cellular component (GO): nucleus; cytoplasm
Molecular function (GO): DNA binding; 5'-flap endonuclease activity; 5'-3' exonuclease activity
Source: RefSeq, a predicted model, not a curated record